AACUAUAUUUAGCUGAUUGCAUUAUCGGAUCAGCGCUAGCUUGCACUCUGAACUCCCGCCGCUCCGAGAGUUUGCUCGCCGGGCAGCAGCUCGCCCACAAAUCUACUUUCUGACGGCUCUUUUUUUUUAGCAGAACUGCGAGCGCUGCAAUCAACCUUCAGGCUGUGUUUGAGGAGAGCUAGCGGCUAAUUGUGGGAGCUAAGGAGGAUGAGUGGAGACAUGUCUUCAGACGAGGACCGGGCCAAGGAAAUAAUGAAGGGCUUCAAACUGAACUGGAUGAACCUUCGGGACGCAGAGACGGGCAAAGUGCUGUGGCAGGGGACCGAGGACCUCUCCGUUCCCGGGGUGGAACACGAAGCUCGCGUCCCCAAGAAGAUCCUGAAGUGCAAAGCGGUUUCCAGAGAGCUCAACUUUUCCUCGUCGGAGAAGCUGGAGAAGUUCCGUCUGGAGCAGAAGGUCUUCUUCAAGGGACAGUGUCUAGAAGAAUGGUUCUUUGAGUUCGGCUUCGUCAUCCCCAACUCCACCAACACAUGGCAGUCUCUGAUAGAAGCGGCGCCCGAGUCCCAGAUGAUGCCUGCUAACGUCUUAACCGGUAACGUGAUCAUCGAGACCAAGUUCUACGACGACGACCUCCACGUCAGCACGUCCCGGGUACGCCUCUUCUACGUCUGAUGCCCGCCUUCCCUUCCCGUCCCGUCUCGCCGAGGUCCAGGAACAACGCCCCCUUUAGGCGUGUCUGUGGGCGGCUGGCUGCGCGUGCUUCCUGUUUCCUGUUGACCCGACCAGCACCAGGAGCCCGGCCCGCCUCUUUGUGACUGUCAAUACAUGAAGUCAGCCACGCGCUCCUUUUUAUUUGUACAGUUUGUCCUCUUUCACUCCCAAGGUUGCGUUUUACUCAGGAACCAAGCGUCACACCUGUAACCUUUUUAUGCUUGUGUGUGUGUGUGUGUGUGUGUGUGUGUGUGUGUGUGUGUGUGUGUGUGUGUCUCCUCCUCAUCCAUCUUCCACCUUUGACUUAUCUAGACCACUUGUCCCCGCGGCAGAAGAAAAGUGCUGUCACUUGUUUUUCUCGCGAUGGUCUCUGUGAGGCCCGGUAUGGAGACGGCAGACUAAGUUGUGGUCGCCAUGGUAACACAUCUGGUCAGCAAGGUGAUUCAUUGAUUGCAUUCUUUCAUGUGCUCCCACCUUUAUCUUCCUCCAGGAGCGACUGCAGACUAGUCUCACAUGUUCCAUAGUGUUAACUUUUUUUUUUUUUUUUUUUUGCCUCCGUGUAUUUUGGGUUUCUUUGCUUUUUCUUAGGUGUUAACUCAACGGUGUAAUAAAUAGCCUGGUGUUUUACUCAGACUGAACAUGUGGAUUAAAACCAUGUUGUUGUGAUA
This is a messenger RNA of Nerophis ophidion (straightnose pipefish), 1379 nucleotides long. It is a transcript of the gene pde6d, whose product is annotated as phosphodiesterase 6D, cGMP-specific, rod, delta. Lineage: Eukaryota; Metazoa; Chordata; Actinopteri; Syngnathiformes; Syngnathidae. Gene Ontology annotation, cellular component: cytoplasm. Bases 208 to 672 code for a protein of 154 amino acids. Gene Ontology annotation, biological process: sensory perception of light stimulus. The record is from RefSeq and is a predicted model, not a curated record. The transcript is spliced from 5 exons.